Mytilus trossulus (common blue mussel) is the source of this 3365-nucleotide messenger RNA. RefSeq lists its product as uncharacterized. The record is from RefSeq and is a predicted model, not a curated record. Bases 129 to 1745 code for a protein of 538 amino acids. The transcript has 5 exons. NCBI's taxonomy places the organism in Eukaryota, Metazoa, Mollusca, Bivalvia, Mytilida, Mytilidae.
AUGUGAUUUAUGUCUAAAAAUAGCAAAGGGUAUUUCCACAAUUGAAUGGUUUUCCUGUGAGAGCACAAUUGGUUUUGUUUCUUAUGUCUACAAAAUAUUUAGAAAUAGAAAAUGAAAUAGAAUAAAGAAUGGAUAGAGAGGACAAGAGAAGGUACCUAAUUGUUGGCGCUGUGAUACUAGAAAUUGUUUCUCCUCUUCUAAGAAAGAAGCUUGAAGACUACUACACUAGUAAAGGAUUGGGCUGUUUGCAAGAUUUUAUAAACAGUCUUCCUGUUAAACACAUCCUAUUUCAUUUACGUCACAAAAAUAGCAAAUGUUGUGUAGACACUGCUAAUUGUGUAAACCAACAAUCCCUUCCACUUAAUUACAGCCAGUGGAAUCGUAUGUACACUGCAGGAUCAACAAACCAUAACUGCCAUUGCAAAUAUACAGCAAAGCCUAUUUCCUUGAAUGACCUUGACCUCACUCUAUUAAGUUUGAUUUUACUGAACUGCAGCAGCCUGUCAUCAAAUGAAGGAACGUUGAUUUCUGACCUUCGAGAAUUCAAGAACAACUAUCUCAGCCAUAACACAGACGGUGCCAUAACUGAGACAGAAUACAACACCCUCUGGACAGACUUGACAUCACAUGUUAUAAAACUGGACCCAAGUAAACAGCAUGACCUUGUUAUAAUACAAAACAGACCAUUGGAUGAGUCCCUUUGUCAAUACUAUGUAACAUGUCUUCUAGAUGUACAUGUUAUACUUGAAAAGAUUGACACAAAAAUAGAUGCAACAUCUGCAGAAAUACAGACAACUAUUGGUAAUGGCAAUACUGAGGUAAUGGAAACUGUUGGCACAAAAACUGCUGAACUCCUGGGUAUCAACAAUGUUGUGCUAAUGGCUGAAAUAGAGGAGGUGUUACAAAAUGUUAUCUGUCAGAGAUGUAAAAGAAACAUUAACGAACAAGACAUACACGGGAGAGCUUUACAACCAUACAAACUAGGACAUUCUAUUUUCAAAUUGCAUCAUGAGAUUGACUUAACAUCAGCAGUUGUUGAUAACUGGAAAGGAGUAUCAGAUAUAGUGAUAAUGAAUGAUGGUAGACUGGUGAUGUGUUUACCUAGGCAGAAGAGACUACUGAUCUGUAAUACAGAUGGAUCACAGGUAGACAGUAUACAAGUACAGGAUGCACCAUUCUGUGUUAUAGCAGUCAACAACUCGACAGUAGCUGUAAUACUGAAGAGAAGUAAGUGUAUAGAGAUGUAUGGCAUAAACAAUAAACUCAAACUUAAAUCAAUAUCAGUACCUGGAUUGGGGUUGGGGCAUAGCAUUACAACUAUAAGCAAUAAGUUAGUUGUAGGUGGUUACAACACACUACUGAUCAUAGAUCAUCAGGCAAGAGAGGUGGUACAGACAAUACAGACUGACUGUCAUCCUGGCAGUUUACAUGGUUCUGGUGACAGAAUAUACUACUGUGAUAAAAGCUACAAGCUGUACUGGUACAGUUACACUGAUGACAGACAUCACACUCUUGCAUUACCAUCAACACCCUUGAAGAUAACUACACUACAAGAUGGCAGUCUAUAUGUGAUGUGUAAAGAUGGAUUAAUAUUACAUGUGUCAUCAGAUGGUAAAAAGUACAAAACUGUUACAACAAAGGAACUGACAGAACUGAAUCAUAAUUGGAUAUCUUAUAUUUUAAACCAGAGAAACUUUGUCACACUAGGUGACCAAAUGACAAUCAAAGUCUUCCAUGAAUAUUAAUACUGUGAAACAGUCUGCUUUCAACAUGUAUAUGUUAUAAUAUUUAACUUCAGGACAACAGACCAUUUUACUACGGUAAAUCAAUUUAUUUGUACUCAGGUUUCACAUCAAACAUGCUGCUGAGAUUCUUUGAAUUAAAUUCUUUGUAAUUUUGUUAUACAAGUCUUCAUUUGGAAUUUAAAUUAUUUAAAAUCUGAUGAGCCAGUGUCUCUUUAUGUGAUACAUGUUUAAACUAAGAAAUUAGUUUUUUAAAUCCUACUGAAAGGAUAUGUCUGACCCAGGGCAGUUUAUACCUAUUAUUUAUUUAAGUAAGUUCAGGUUUCCAAAUUGUCCAAAUUAUUUUUAAAGUAAAUGGAAAAAUAUUUAUGCUGAUAUCUUAAUACCACUUAAGACAGUAAUACUCUUGAAUUAUCAGUAAACAAUGUGAUGAUAUCAGUCUAAAUAGUAAACUUUGAGUGUGUAUUUUCAUCAAAUAACAUCUUGGCCUAUAUUGUUGUUUAGUGCUUGUAACAUUUUCAAGACUAGGGAUGACAUUUUUAUGUGUUAUGCUUUUAAUUAACUGUAAUAAAAAUGUAAAUUAACUUUAUAAUUCAUGUAUGUAACAUGUGUAAUACAGGUAAAUUAUAAAGCCUGUGAUCUAGUUCCAAAAACAUUUAGUAGUACCAGUCUUAUACUUUUACUAAAUUCAUCAAGAUUUAGUAAGGAGCUUUUGCUAUACCUGUCAAUCAUUUAUCAAAAACAGUACAUCACAUCUUAAAUUUCACAGUAAUGCUGUUAAUAAUUAAAAUUUCAUUGUGUAAACUUGAUUAUUCUUAAAGUUAUCAAUUAAACACCAGAUUGUAAAAUUUUUAUAUAUUGUUUUAUGGGUACUAACCUUGAAUAUGUUUUUGGAUGAAUCAAAACAUUAUCAGAUAUAUAUUGUAAAUACACUAUUUCUAUGUUCAGUUCUAAGUAGUCUAGAUCAUUCAUCUGAUCAAUAUAGCUAACUGAUAUUUUGACAAUGCACAAGGUGACGAGUUUCUCAAUUUAAUUUUUAAUAUUCACUAAUUAUUCAGUAUAUAAUAACAAGAUUUAUUUACUAGGUAUAAUUUUGCUCAUCUAUCAGUUACUAUGGUACUCAUACAUUGGUACAUUGUGGCUUGUUUUUUAUGUUGGUUGAUUUGUUUUGUGCAUCUAACAACCGGUCAUCUAACAGAUCUAUCAGGAUUAACCUUUUGCAAAUGAUUGUCUUUAUCGUGUCUCAUGUUAGGGGAGGGUUAUCUGUUCAUAAUGUUUAACCCUAUCACAUUAUGUAUGUUCUUGCUAAUGAGCUUCUUUCGAGUGGCUGUUUGUCUAUGUUUGACAUACUAGUAUAUAUUUGAUUUUUGUAUUGUAUAACAUGUAUAAAUUAUGCCGUCAGUUUUAAUGUUGGAAUUAUUUUCAUAUUUUUCAUUUCAAUGCCUUUAAUUGCUGAUUAUAACAUGUAUAUGAUAAGGGUUUUUCUCUUUUUUGAAGGUCGUACAUAGACUUAUAAUAAUAAUGAUAAGAUUGCUAUUAUCUUUGUUCAAACUAUAGUGGAUAGUUGUCUUAUUAAUAACCAUACCACAGUUACGUGUGUAUAUAUUGAAAAAUAAACAAAUU